CCUUCCUCGCGCGCUCCCUGGCAGACUGCUUGUCUCUUUGAUCCCCCCUACCUCUUAACAACAGCUGACGUCAUCCCGGCAUCUACCCCCUCCUCACCUCCUCUCUCCUCGGCGCGUGCUCGCCGAUAAAGUUUGUGUGUGUGUGUGUGUGCCCGCCCGUACGCGUGCGCGCUCGGCGAGCGCGAGACAGGGGUUUUUGUCUCGCGGGGGAAAGCGCUCUGUGCUUCAGAGGGCUCGCGCACACCGGAGGAGCAGCAGCACGCAGCAGCAGCAGCCCCGCGAGACGAAAGUGAUUUAAAAUACAGCCUCUCGUCUGCUGCAGCCGGUCCCUUCACUCACACUGUGACACUUUAUCACGGCGAGACCGAAAAUUCGAGCCAACGGUGAGAGUAAGAUUAACAGGCCUAACACAAACUAUGGAGGACCAGCUGCUGUGUUGCGAGGUGGACUCCAUCAGGAGAGCCUACCAGGACGUCAACCUGCUCAACGACCGGGUUCUACGCACCAUGCUGAAGGCAGAGGAGAACUACCUCCCGUCGCCGAACUACUUCAAGUGUGUUCAGAAAGAAAUUGUGCCCAAAAUGAGGAAAAUAGUUGCCACCUGGAUGUUAGAGGUCUGCGAGGAACAAAAAUGUGAGGAGGAGGUUUUUCCGCUGGCUAUGAACUAUUUGGACAGAUUUUUAUCAGUGGAGGCCACCAGGAAAACAAGACUACAGCUGCUGGGAGCUACGUGCAUGUUUCUAGCAUCCAAGAUGAAGGAGACUGUGCCCUUAACGGCUGAGAAACUCUGUAUCUACACGGACAACUCGGUCCAGCCCGGAGAGCUGCUGCAAAUGGAGCUGCUGGUUCUCAACAAGCUGAAGUGGGACCUGGCUUCAGUCACACCUCACGACUUCAUCGAGCACUUCCUGUCCAAGCUGAAGAUCUACCCGUCCACAAAGCAAAUCCUCAGGAAACAUGCUCAGACCUUUGUGGCCCUCUGUGCUACAGAUGUCAACUUCAUUGCCAGUCCUCCAUCCAUGGUGGCAGCUGGCAGCGUGGUGGCAGCUGUUCAAGGUCUCUACCUGAAGAGCCAAGAUGCCUCCUUGUCCUCCCAGAACCUCACCAACUUUCUGUCACAGGUCAUUCGCAGUGACCCGGAUUGCUUGCGGGCCUGUCAGGAGCAGAUAGAGUCUCUGCUGGAGUCCAGCCUGCGGCAGGCUCAGCAGCACGGCGGCACAACGGAAACCAAACGCGUGGACGAAGACGUAGACUUGUCCUGCACUCCAACAGACGUCAGAGAUAUCAACAUCUGAAACAAUUCGACCGCCGCAUUGCACUGAUGAUCGAAGGAAAGUGGUCGACUAUGGGCGGUGACAGGCGGGCCGGGGAGGGGGUGCCUCAUCUGCCUCCCCUCCUCCCUCUCCCUCUUCCUGGUGGGCUGCUAUCAUGGCCGACAUGUCACUCACUGUCCGCUACAGCUGCCGAGACGGGACCGAGUGCCCGGCAACAAACCCCAAGUCACAUUUCCAGUGUCCCCUCCCAUCCUGGGAAAAGAAAUGAACACUACAGAAAUGUACAAGAGAUGAAAGACAGCGUAUAAUGAUGCCCUGUGUGGGCUGGCGUCAAUGCCACAAAGCAGACAUUUUAGUAGAUAUCUUUUCUUAUUCCCUCAAAUAUUAAACUAGGAAUCUUUAAAUUACCACAGACUCAACUCGCCUACUAAAACAUCCCAAAGUGUCAUGUACAGUAGGUCCUUGUAGUCUGCCUUCUGGUCUUCACCUAAAAUCUGACUUUGGUUAAGGAGAAGAGUUUUUUGUUGUUGUUUCAUUUCUCUUCUUUUAUAUGUAGAAUGGUUUAGACUUCCUGUCCAAGCUCCCAUGUUUGUCUUGUUGCAGUGCAGACAUUCAUAUAUCCCCGCUUGCUUAUGUUUAGUCACUUUAUUAUAUAUGAUUUUAGACCUCUUUAUCAGUUAGUCUUAUACCGCUUUUCUUCAGAGCUUUUGUUUUUUAAACCAAGUGUAGUGUGAGAUGACCCUAGUGACAGUGUACUGCUUAGGGUUUGAACAAAUGUGAUUCUUUGUUCAACAUUUCAGCUUGCCGUUGUUUGAUGAGAUCAUAUCAAUGCGCGGCCAAGCAGAACAGUCCAGUCUGUUCUGUUUUCUUUUGUCUGUGUAGUUCAACCUAAACCAUUCCAACGUUGUUUUCUAAAAAAAAAAAAAGCACUUUUGGUCAGCGCUGCUGGCCGUCUAAAAAAAAAAUCACAGUGAUAAAGUUUGUAAAACAAGAUGAAAAUGGAAUGGGGGUUUGAGCAGGAGUAGUCUUUUGGUGAUGAAGAGUGAGUUGCACCUGGAUCUGAUACAACAAAUGGGACUAAAGAAAUGACCAGUAGCUGCAGAAAUAUUUAAACAAACAAGACUGAAUGCUGCUCCAUACUGUCAUUAGUCUUACAAGAGCCAGCGGCUUCAGUAGCUGCCUACCAGCUCUGAGUUUUAGUUCAAUAAAUGUUUCAUGUGGGCCUAGCUGCUCUUACCUUUUUUAAAAGAUAUGGUUGCUUUAGUUAAACCUCAGUGUGCAGAGCCAAAAGCUGAGGGUGCAGAGGUAAAAGUAAAAAGAAGUAUUAUUUUUGUAGAUAAAAUAAUACUUUAUUUUUAUAUAGUGAAACAUAUUUAUUUUUUUUUAGCUUGCAUUUCUAGUUUGCUAACGAACUGUGGCUCUACCUGCUGAUGUUUAUCAGGCUGUGGGGAUGCUGGAAGUCAGUCUGAGCAUGACAUUUAUGACCAGGAUAAUUUGCACCGUAGUUAAUAGUAAUUAACAACAAUUUAUACACAUUUUGUAUAACAUUUUUUAGUGGAUAAAAUUGAUAAAAAAAAAAGGUACAACCACUUUUCAUGUCAUAUAUGCCAGUGUACACAUGCACAUCACAGUAAAAAAGGAGGACGUCAUUAUAUGUUGAAAUAUUUUUCUGAACAAAUGCUUUUAUUAUGCCAGAGUUUAGUACUACUUCCAGCACCCAUGUCUGGCUCCAGAAAUAUUUGUAAGACUAAAACUCUAGUCUGCUUGAGUCACCAGGAUCACAUCUUUUCUGUUGCUCCACCUCAGUUCAAAUACUGCUCAUGGAUUCUGGGAAGGGGAUGAAGCUAAAAGAAGAAAAGAGAAGUGUUGAGACUAUUGACAUGAUUUUGCACAAAGCUAAAAGACGUGGGCUGCGUUUCUUGCAGAUUUUCCUAAAAAGCGAGGGUGCCGAGGGCUGAAACGGCAGCAAAAGUGGCAAAAAGGGUGAAGGCUAAACAGGGAGGUGUGUCUUAAUGCUGUAGAGUUCAAGUCAGGGUUCCUAUGCAGGGCGGGAAUGUUGUCAUGACCAGGUCGCUAAAUGCUUUAUAUAUGAAGACAGACUGAUUACAAGCAGGAGGGCUCUCUUCAAAUCCAAUUCUGUAAGAAAGUAUUGAAUUCUAUGUCCAACUGCGUAGGAACCCUGUCAAUUAGGUUUCUGAUUGUACAUUAAGGAUAGAGAGUAGGAGAGAAACACUCCUUGUUUUCAGCUGCUAUAGAAAAUAAAUCCCAGCUACGUGUUUAAAAAACAAAAAAAAACAAAAAACGUAAUGGAAUAAAAACAAUGCUUUUCUCUUGUUUGCUGCUACAUUUUUGGUGGUUUUUUUUAUACAUAUAAAUGUCAAUAUACUGCCAUUCUAGGUUUGAAUUUUCUCAUAGAAAAUUGUGUUAUUGACAUCCUCAUUUGUUGUUUUUAUGUAGAUUCUAUGUGAUCUUUUUUUAUAAUUACGUAAUAUGAUUUUCCGAACUAUUCCAAAAAACAAGGAAAAAUGAGACAAUGUACAGAAAUGCUUUGAUCCACAAUACCUCAUGUGACAGUCAAGAUCUAUCUCUAAUUUUUAGUCUUUUUAUUUGUUUAGUUCUUAUUCUAUUCUACUUGUUGGUUCAGUGCCUACUAGCUCUGUUAAAACCUGCUUGAGACAAAGCAUCCGUGAUGGAAACCAGCAAGUCCAGGGCAUGCUUUGAUACUGGUGCCAUAACAGAAAAUGGGAUAUGUAUAACUCUGUUGAGUGUUAAGCUGUCUCGGUGAAAGAGACUUUAUCCCCUCUUUAGGCCCAUAGCGGCCUUCUUUCCUUUCCCCUUUUUAUAUUUAUAAAAGAAAAAACCUUUUGCUCCAAUUUUUAAACUGUCAGUGAGUUGAUUUUUUUGUUUUUGUAAAUAGAUUCAGUGUCGUGCUCGGUAAGCCAUAGACUGUUUUUGUUUUGUUUUUACAAAUCAUUCCACAGUUGUGUCUACUUCAUGCCAGUUGUCGGUAACUGGGACAAACAGUGUAUUCAUAUUUGUGACGACUACACAAUAAAAACAUGAAUUAGA
Molecule: messenger RNA, 4343 nt
Organism: Dicentrarchus labrax (European seabass)
Lineage: Eukaryota; Metazoa; Chordata; Actinopteri; Moronidae
Gene: ccnd1
Product: cyclin D1
Exons: 5
Coding region: 417-1295 (292 amino acids)
Biological process (GO): positive regulation of G1/S transition of mitotic cell cycle; regulation of cyclin-dependent protein serine/threonine kinase activity; mitotic cell cycle phase transition
Cellular component (GO): cytoplasm; cyclin-dependent protein kinase holoenzyme complex; nucleus
Molecular function (GO): cyclin-dependent protein serine/threonine kinase regulator activity
Source: RefSeq, a predicted model, not a curated record